CGUAAAAAAUGACCCGACCGGACGGGACCGUCAUAGAAGGUGUUAAACUGAGUUUUAUCUGAUCACACCGCCGCACCGAACCUCCGAUCGCUGCGAACACCUCUUGAGUCGACAGUAUUAAGUUUAUGCUAAUGGGCGAUAAACCGGAUCUUGAUUUGAUAAGCAAUCUGCCUCAGAGCAUUAUAGAGAGCAUUCUCACGUGUUUGCCGAUAGGAGAUGCUAUAAGAACGAGCUGCUUGUCAAGGAAAUGGAGAUACAAAUGGACUACACUCACUCAUCUUGUGUUCGACGAAAAAUGUGUUGCUCUAUCUGGCGAUCAAGUAGUUGUGGAGAAAAGCCUUGUCAAUUUUAUAACUCGAGCGCUCUUUCUUCACCAAGGCCCUAUUCACAAGUUCCAGGUCUCUACUUCGUACUUGCAGAGCUGCCCGGAUAUAGAUCAAUGGAUACUUUUCCUUUCAAGGAAUGGCAUCAAAGAAUUGCUUCUUGAAUUGGGAGAAGAUGGCGAGUGGUUUAGGGUGCCUUGGUGUCUUUUUUAUUGUGAAAAGCUGACCCGUCUGGACCUAUUUCGCUGCGAGUUGGAUCCACCUCCUAGCUUUAAAGGAUUCUUGAACUUGAAGAGCCUCAAUCUUCAUCAAGUUUUGGUUGCUCCUGAGGCAAUUGAAAGUCUUAUUUCUAGUUGCCCGCUACUUGAGAGUCUAUCUCUGUCAUACUUUGAUAGCCUAGCUUUAACUAUCCGUGCUCCGAAUCUCAAGUACUUGUGUCUCGAAGGUGAAUUUAAGGACAUAACUCUAGAAAAUACUCCUCUUUUGGUUGAUUUAUCUGUUGCUUUGUACAUGACUGAUGAAAAUGCUGAGUACCCCGAGCAUAGUUCAAAUUGCAAGUUUAUCAAGUUUCUUGGCAGCUUACCACGCCUUGAGAAGCUUAUUGGGCAUAUCUACUUUACUAAGUAUUUGAGUAUAGGUAAAGACCCGGGCGUCCUUCCAAUUACAUAUAACCAUCUGAAGAUCAUUGAAUUAUAUCAAGUGAGUUUUGAAGAUAUGAAAGAGAUACUAGUUGUUCUUCGCUUGAUUACAAACUCUCCUAAUUUGAAGGAACUUCAACUCUCGGGAUCGUCUCUAACGUCAACAGAAUCACCCGAUUUGGAUUUCUGGGAGAAAGAAGGCCCUUCAGAUUGCACAUUCCACAAAUUGAAAGUCGUGAAGAUGACUGAUAUAUCUGGACUGCCGCAUGAGAUGGAAUUUAUCAAAUUUUUGUUGAGAAAAUCACCAGUGCUUGAAGUAAUGAGUAUAAUGCCUUGUGUUUUUGUUACUAUGGAGGCGCGUUUAAUAAUAGUCACCGAGUUGCUGAGUUUUACAAGAGCCUCUCCUAAAGCUGGAAUUGUUUUCAUCCAAGAUUAAGACUGGUUGAUAAUGUUUGUCAGAGCUAGGCUUCUGUUGUGUCUGUUCAAUAUAACAUCUUGUGAGAAAUGACAAUGUUUGAUAUGGUUUACACAAUCACAGGUUCAAUGAUAGUUAAAGAUUAGGCCCUUGGCAAACAGUUUCGUACUGUUCUACUGGUUGACAUGUAUACCCAAGAACAGAAGAAUAUAUGAAAGUUCCUU
Molecule: messenger RNA, 1600 nt
Organism: Argentina anserina (silverweed cinquefoil)
Lineage: Eukaryota; Viridiplantae; Streptophyta; Magnoliopsida; Rosales; Rosaceae
Product: F-box/FBD/LRR-repeat protein At1g13570
Exons: 4
Coding region: 126-1397 (423 amino acids)
Molecular function (GO): protein binding
Source: RefSeq, a predicted model, not a curated record